Messenger RNA from Protopterus annectens (West African lungfish), 3556 nucleotides. RefSeq names its product CREB3 regulatory factor (gene CREBRF). NCBI's taxonomy places the organism in Eukaryota, Metazoa, Chordata, Ceratodontiformes, Protopteridae. Bases 293 to 2212 code for a protein of 639 amino acids. Gene Ontology annotation, biological process: response to unfolded protein; regulation of transcription by RNA polymerase II. The record is from RefSeq and is a predicted model, not a curated record. Gene Ontology annotation, cellular component: nucleus. The transcript has 8 exons. Gene Ontology annotation, molecular function: DNA-binding transcription factor activity, RNA polymerase II-specific; RNA polymerase II transcription regulatory region sequence-specific DNA binding.
AGGAACCCGUCAGGAAGGAGAUAAACAAAACAAACCAGAAAGCAUGGAUUCUAAGGAGAAGGAAAUUGUGUUCUUAUCCUGUCUGCUGUAGUGGAUCUCAGUUUAAGCGGUUGAAAGGUGUUUAAAUAAAACCGUUUGCUUGGUUGUGCUGCAAAGGUUGUGACAGCCAUUUGGUUUUGAAGAGAAGAGAUUCAACUGUGCUUUUUCACGUGGCCUCCCUGCCACCCUCAGCUGUCUACGGAUACUACGGCCUUUCUGAUGUAGAGUGCAAGAAGCAUCAUAUCUGAAUAAGAUGCUACAGCACAGCACAAGUGGGAUGGAUCCAGUUUUCGGAAGUGCAUUUCAGAACCACUCAUUUUCAGAUCAGACUUUAAUGAACACAGAUUUGUUAACAAGCAGCUCAGACCCUGACUUCAUGUAUGAACUGGAUCGGGAAAUGAAUUACCGACGCAGUCCCAGAGACAGCUUCCUUACUGCAGAGGACUGUAAAGACAUAGAAGCUCUAGAAUUGUUCACUGAACUUCCAGAUAACGAUCCUGCGUAUGUUCCAAACUGGGAACAGUGGGACACUUACUGGGAAGAUUUAACCAAAUACACCAAACUCGCCAACUGUGAUAUCUGGGGGACAAAGGAAGUUGAUUUCUUAGGCCUAGAUGAUUUUUCCAGCCCUUACCAGGACGAAGAGGUUAUCUGUAAAACCCCAACUCUGGCACAGUUGAACAGUGAGGAUUCCUUGUCUGUCACUGAUUCACUUUAUCAUCCCGACCUGCUUUUUGGUAUAAAACCUUGCUUUGCUGUAAAGAAGAAUGUGGGAAGAGCAACUACUCCUGUGUGCUCAUCUAAAAGUGUCUGUUCUGAGUCUCCUGUUACGGACUCUGUUCAGCAGGUGGCUGUACCUGCUUCAAGCAUUGACAAUGUUAACAAGACUAACAUGCACAGCACAGAAAAGCUACAUUUCCCAGGGGAGCAUAAAGACUAUGUGAAAAAAGCAAGGGUGAUGAUUAAUCCAAUACAGCAUAGUAAACAUGCUGUCAAUCACACACACACAGAUGCAACAAAGAAUUCCAGCUACUGUGAAGCUGCAACAUUGUCAAAGAAGCAAGAAAAGAAGUGCCCUGAAAGCUUUCAGAGUCCUAGCAAGAUUAAUAUGCCUUUCAAAGAAACUCAGGACCUAUAUGUCCAAUCACAUGGAGGUCCAGAACUUGGCAAGGAAGCAGCCUGCCUUACUGUAAAUGCUUCAGCCAUUGAACAGUCUCAGAAAAAGGAAGAGCACAAUUAUUCACUCUUUGUUUCUGAUUCAGUUGAUGAUCAGCUUGAUGAUUUUGAUCCUGAUGAGGAGGAUGGAGAUGAAGUAGAAGACUUUGAUGAUGAAGAAGACCAUGAUGAAGGCUUUGGGAGUGAACAUGAGAUGUCUGAUAAUGAGGAAGAAGAGGAUUAUGAGUAUGACAAGGAUGAUGACAUGAGUGAUACUUUCUCUGAACAAGGUUGCGAAAAUGAUUCCAUUGAUGAUAUCAAAGAAAUGACUGAAGUAUCUACAAGAAAGCGUGGCAAGAAGAGGUACUUCUGGGAGUACAGUGAACAGCUAGCACCUUCACACCAAGAGAAAAUGCUGAAACCCUCAGAAUGGGAUCGGGAAACAUUGCCUAGUAAUUUAUAUCAAAAGCAUGGGCUUCACCAUGGAAGAUCUGCUGCAAAGAAGUCUCGAAGAACUGAUGUGGAAGAUCUCACUCCAAACCCCAGGAAGCUUUUCCAGAUUGGCAAUGAACUAAGGAAGCUGAACAAAGUCAUUAGUGAUCUAAAACCAGUCAGUGAGCUGCCAAUAACAGCAAGACCAAGGUCAAGAAAAGAAAAGAACAAGCUUGCUUCCAGUGCACUUAAUAUUGAUGUGCAUUUUGAACUUUUUAAAAGAGGUUUCUCAUUUGUUCCUGAUUUCAAGUAUGACAUUGCUGACAUGUUGAUAAAUUUAAAACUUUUUGUGAGAAAAUUAAAUUUGAGAUUAUUAUACAAAGAUCAGUCUAAUAUUGAUUUUAAUCUGGACACUUUGGUGAGAAAAAUAUGUCUUACUUAUUUCACAAAACUGUCUUUUUUCCCUACAGGUCCACCAGUGGCAGGCGUGACAUCAGAGUUUGUGAACCAGGUUUUAGAGAAGACAUCAGGUGGUGAUCCCACUGGAGGCCUAGUGGGGCUCCGGGUACCAACAUCAAAAGUGUAAUGCAGAGAUCAGAGCCAGGGAACAGCGCAGCAGGAACUAUUCAUUAAGCCUGUCUCAGCCAUUGAUGUGCACCAUCGUAUAUGGCUCCAUUCAUUUUUGCAUGUUUUUAGAUUUACCUAAAGCACUUACGCUAGACUUGGUGACUGAAAAUGAGCAAACAGUGCAAAAAAAUGAAAUGCAGAAUGAAGUACAGUAGCAUUUUCCAGAGCAUAAAGUAAGCACCUUAAGUUUUAAAUGCUGUAAGCUUCUAUUAUAAAUACAAAGAUAGUUUGCUACAAAACUGUUGCUCUGGCAGUUUUUCUCAUGUCUGUGUUAAAGAAAAAAAAAAACGUCCAAAUGAAAAGGAUAGAUGGUAUCUUUGAGCUGCAGAAUGCUCCCAUCUCAAAGCACUUGAAAGUUGAAGUAUCUUUGAUGGUGAAUAUGAAGGAAAAAGUUAAUGAUUUCAAACGUCAUUACAUGCUUUUUUCUUAGUCUCAUUCUUAUUUAUAUUUUUUCUUGUAGCUUUCAAACUUCCACUUGUACAUAGCACAUGCAUCACUAGUUCAUUUGACAUACAAAACAUGCUUUUUCUGACCUGGUUAUGUAAAUGUAUGUUCAAGUAACAGAAAAGAUUUUUGUGCCUUGUACUAAAAAAUUCAGUGGCUGUAAGCUGGCAGAUUUUAUUUUAUGAUAAAAAGAAAAAAAGAAAAAAAAAACUGAAUAGAUGUACAGGUGGUUAAAUAAUGGGUUUGUAAUGUAUUUGUUCCGCUUCUAAUGCGUUUGAAUGUAUAUAGGAAUAUGUCGACAGUGUAGAUAUGUGCCACAGAGUCUGUGUAUUGUAUAUAAAAAAAAAAAAAAAAAAAAAAGAAAAAAAAGAAAAUUAAGAAAAAAGAGAGAGAUGGCUUUUGAAAAAUCUAAAGAUUUCGGUACUUACCGGAAGACAGUAAUUGCACAUUGUUGUGAUUGUUUUAUUUUUGUACCAAAGAAAAUUGCAACUGAUAAUGGCAUCCUGCCAGUCUAAGUAAGGUUUUGCACAGCUUACAUAUUGUAUUGAAUGUAAAAAUAACUAAAGAGUUUGGAUUUGGGAUCUCACUGAAUUGUAUUUUUUUCCUGUUUGGGUCCAAUUAUCUACACAAGGAGCUUUCUUACACACUAUUUUUUUAUUUUCUGCUAUCUCUGUAGUUGCUUCCAGAGUAGAUAUAUUGGUUGUUGUAAAUCUAUUUUCCCUUGUUUGUAGUAAAACAUGAAAUUGUAAUAUAUGUAGACUUUGUUAAAACUAUUGAGAUACAGAAUGGCUUUCACUAGACAUUCAAGAGUUUUAAGUUUAUUUUGCAUGUUAAUAUUUCAUUAAAUAACUUAGACAGA